Pseudophryne corroboree (corroboree frog) is the source of this 1476-nucleotide messenger RNA. It is a transcript of the gene CLRN1, whose product is annotated as clarin 1. The transcript is spliced from 3 exons. NCBI's taxonomy places the organism in Eukaryota, Metazoa, Chordata, Amphibia, Anura, Myobatrachidae. Gene Ontology annotation, biological process: equilibrioception; sensory perception of sound. Bases 273 to 971 code for a protein of 232 amino acids. The record is from RefSeq and is a predicted model, not a curated record.
GUUCCCCUGAGUCUUUGUCAUCGGAUCAAAAGAAAGUAAUUGGAAUAACCGCUUCUGCAUUUAUUGUGCAUUUAUUUGUAAUUAUUUCGCAUUUUUCUAUGGUCAGCGAUGUCUCAUGCACACUGCUGAGCAUAUACUUUUUUUCUUUUUUUAACAACCAAAGACCAAUGGCAAGCUUGUGUCUUAAGCCAGGCUCCUCACUCUGGAGUCUUUGAAUGUCCUUGUAACGCUGGUACACUAGACACACUGCAAUGUGAAACCUUGGUAGAGUCAUGACGAAGCUGCAGAAGAAAGUCCUGUUUUUUGUGGCUGGAGUACUAAGCUUUGCCUGUGCUCUGGCAAUUGCAGCAGCAUUAGGAAUCCAGCUGUGGGUAAAAGGCACAGUUUUGUGCAAAACUGGAGCGCAGCUUGUUAAUGCCACAGGAGAUGAACUGCAGAAGUUUAUGGGGGAAAUCCAAUAUGGCCUUUUCUAUGGAGAGCGAGUAAAGCACUGUGGGCUUGGUGGGAGACCUAUUACAUUUUCAUUCUUUCCAGACUUGCUGAACGCCAUCCCCGCCAGUAUACAUGUAAGUGUGGUUAUAUUCACAACGUCGCUGAUUGUGUUUGCUUUGGUAGGAACAGGCUUCUUCAUGUUCAACGCUUUUGGCAAUCCAUAUGAAGCACUACAUGGUCCAGUGGGAUUAUACCUCUGGUGCUUUGUUUCAUGUUCUUGUGGCUGUCUUGUACUAAUCCUCUUCUCUUCAGAAGUUAAAAUGCACAAUCUGUCAGAGAACAUUGCUAACUACAAAGAAGGAGGCUUUGUAUUUAAGACGGAGACUGAGCACUUUGAGAAGUCAUUCUGGAUUGUCCUGGUGUGCACUCUAGUACACUUUUCAAAUAUGUUCCUUAUUCGAUUAGCUGGCUUUGACUUUCCUUUCUCAAAAUCAAAGGAGUUGGAUACAAGUUCGGGAGCAAUUGAUCUGAUGUAUUGAGAUCAGUAUUGUAAAAUCAUGAGUAGUAAAUCACAGGACACCCUGAAAUGUAGAUGCACACUGUUACUAAUAAAUGUUUAUAUACUGCAGGGCUCAUUUAUACCCCUUUCACACCGCAAAUGCCGGAUCACACCCUGGAAAUUGGAAACGGGUCCUUCCCGGGUGGGAUCCGGCAUUGGACGCUACAGCAGGCUUCCAUGACCCGGCAAUAUGCCGGGCGGGUUGCCAUAGCAGCGGGGGGUGGAGCCGGCAGUGGGGGCGGAGGAGGCGCUGGGAGAUGAGCUCAUCUCUGUGCCGCCUUUUCCUAUCUAGUGAAUGGGUCCCAGGUCGCAUCGAUCCGGGAACCCGUUUACGCUGCCACUGACCCGGUAUUCAACCCGGGAAUAACACUGCUUUCUUCCAGGGUUGAAUUACAGGGUCAGGCGAUACCGGGAUAUUUGUGCGGUGUGAAAGGGUUAUUAGAGUUGGACAGGUGCAAGCAGAAUGGAGAGGAGUGGUAACAAAA